This is a messenger RNA of Menidia menidia (Atlantic silverside), 3550 nucleotides long. The record is from the annotation of a GenBank genome assembly. Lineage: Eukaryota; Metazoa; Chordata; Actinopteri; Atheriniformes; Atherinopsidae.
GCAUCUGAUGCCUUACUGUUCUAUCGGACAAAAGACAACCGAUCACUCACACCCAAAUGUGUUUAGGGACGCUUUAAAAGCUGUUGAGAUAUUUUUAGGUAUGGCGUUUCCAACCCUCUGCUUAAUUUCAUUAUUCAAUUUGAUCACUAUAAACUACCACUUUUAAGUAAGUAUAAAAAAGUGGUGCAUUCUGACUCUUACAAACGGGUUGUGAAGGCAGCACCAGCCCUCUUUCAUAACAAACCAUGGCUUCCCCGCUGGUCAGAAUAUUCUCAAAGUCCCUCCGACACAUCUCUCGGCCAUGGGGGUCAUGCCAGUCUGGACUGAGGUGCAGGUCCACCAGAUCUGCCCCAGAUGUGGCUUCAGACCAGGGAUCUGGAGUGGUCAGCUUCCCUCCCCUUCAGACAUAUUCAGAAGAGGAGAGUAUGAUGAGAGAAGCAGUGAAGAAAUACGCCCAGGAGCGCAUCGCCCCGUUCGUGUCAAAGAUGGAUGAGAGCUCCGUUAUGGAUGAAGAAGUGAUCCAAUCCCUCUUUGAGCAGGGUCUCAUGGGGAUCGAGAUUGAUCCAGAAUAUGGUGGCACUGGCUCCACAUUUUUCUCCUCUAUUCUGGUGAUUGAAGAGCUGGCAAAGGAGAAAUACCUCAGCAGACUGUCAACAGACAUGAUUGGAAGCUUCUGCCUGUCUGAGGCCGAAUCGGGCAGUGAUGCUUUUGCUUUGAAGACCCGCGCUGAAAAACACAAGGACUAUUACACGAUCAACGGCUCCAAGAUGUGGAUCAGCAAUGCCGAACAUGCCGGUGUUUUCCUGGUGAUGGCAAAUGUGGAUCCCUCUGCUGGAUACAAAGGUAUUACCUGCUUCAUUGUGGACCGGGACACAGAGGGGCUUGAGAUCUGCAAGAAGGAAAAUAAGCUGGGCUUGCGUGCGUCCUCCACCUGCCCGCUCAACUUUGACAAUGUCAAGGUUCCGGAGAAGAACAUUUUGGGAGAGAUCGGUCAUGGGUACAAAUAUGCCAUCGGGAUGCUGAACGAGGGCCGGAUCGGAAUAGCAGCGCAGAUGGUCGGGCUGGCACAGGGCUGCUUCGAUCAAACGAUUCCUUACACCAGGCAGAGGGUGCAGUUUGGAAAGCGUAUCUUUGAUUUCCAGGGCAUGCAGCACCAAAUAGCCCACGUAGCUACGCAGAUCGAAGCCGGCCGUCUGCUCACGUACAACGCAGCUCGUCUGAAGGAAGCCGGCAGACCUUUUAUUAAGGAGGCCUGCAUGGCUAAGUACUUCACUGCCGAGGUUGCAAGCCUAACCACAUCAAAAUGCAUCGAAUGGAUGGGAGGGGUCGGCUUCACCAAAGAUUACCCCAUAGAGAAAUACUACAGAGACUGUAAAAUUGGUACCAUUUACGAGGGAACAACAAAUGUCCAGCUGUCCACUAUGGCCAAGUUCAUUGAUAAGGAAUAUGACUACUGAGGCCAUCCGACCCCCCAGCUGAUGGAUUCCACUUUGCUGUGUUACACUCCAUAUUUUUCCUUUAGGAGAACCAGUCCUGCUUGCACAAUUCUCGUGUGAAGAAUUUUACGGGAACGUGGUUUAUAAAGUAGUUCCCUUCAGAGAUGUUACUGAUAUGUCUAUUUUUCACCUCAUUACAGUUAAAGAUCCCGUUUAGUUUUUUGCAUAAUGUUUGCUGUCCAAUUGCUUAGAAGUCUACGCCACUUUUGUCUCUCCCAUGGGUUAUUAUGACUAUUCAGUGUAAGGAUUGUUGAUCUAUGGUGCAGUAGUAUGAUCAUGAACGUUUGAAGGAUUUCAAUUGGGAUAGUUUUCAGAUCUUUCAGUGCCUUCAAAGUACCUUCUCUUUUUUUGAUAUUUCAAAAGUGAUGUAUUCAUAUGCUCCUCUAUCACAGCAGAAUUGGAACAAUUCACCCACUUAUUUUCUCUGCAUGACUAAUUUUACAUUUUAGAAAGAAAGUCUCUGUAAAGAAGGAUCUGUCAAUAGUAUUCAUAGUCAAAAAUGUUGCAAUACAGAAUCUUUCCUGUUUCUGGAUAUUCCCAGACUGUCUCACUAGAUGGCAGCACUGCCUUGAUUGAGCGUAACACUUAGCAGAAAGGGCAGUCAAUUAUCAGUCUUUUAACAGCCUGUCACCCCUAAUGAUAUUUUAUAUCAAUUUAAUUAUGCCAGUGCUUCAGAUGAAAAGAGUCUGCCUUGCUUAAUUCACUCAUUGAUCAUUUUAUAGUUGAGGCUAAUUAAAUAUCUAUGACCCCCCCUUUUGUGAAAAUAGAAAAUAAAGGUGAUUUAAAAGGCCGCUGUGUCCAAGUGUACAGGUCCAACUGCUUGCCAUGUUCCCUUAUUAAGAACGACACAUUUUCUGCAUGAUCUCAACAAGGCCUCUGUCAAAUGCUGAUGGGUUCAUAAUUACGCUGAUUAACUGCUGGGAAAUGAAAAAAGUGUGAAUCCCAAACAUAGACUCCUGCAACAGUAAUAAAUAACAGUUCGAAACUAAUACACUGUCUGUAGAUAUUUAGAUAUAUGCUAUUUAUAAUUCAAAAUCAAUCUGAAACUGGAAAUAUUCUAGAAAUAUAGAUUGUUAAACUUACUGGUUUAUACCAUAUUUAUCGCCAAUUAUUCACACUUAAGUUACCUAAAAAAAUUAUUUUCUCCACAUUUAGAUAAAAGAAUUACAAAUCUGGAUUUCAUCUCAAAAAGAAAAAAUGCAAUGUGGUAAGAUAUAAGAAUAAUUUUCCUGUAAAUGAAACCAAUCUUAAUUCAAUUACGUGGAGCUUAAAAUGUGAGGAACAAAUUAGUCCUGGGUGUCCACAAACAGCUAAUGCUCAACAGGCCCUGUUAGGAUGUCUGUAAUGUGCGAUGUAACUAGAUAUCGAUCCUCAUCAGACAUCUGGUUAACCUCAAGAUAAUGUUAGGGCUUUAGUCCCAUUAUUGUGGACAGGAAUGACAGGUUGGAAAUGAAGCUUGAGCAGAAAGCUAAAUAGUAUUAAGCCAAUCAGAUCCAAUAUAUUUCUGAAGUCUCUCAACAAAAUUGAGAAGGGAAGCUCAGUUUGCAUGACAGACUGAGAGUACUUUGAGUCCCCCUUUGGACCUCUCUCAGUUGUCUUUUUAAUAAACAUAUUCUGAUGGCAGCACACAGCGAUCAUGCUUUUCACUUUGCCUCAGCAAAAGCAGCUCAUCAAGCCUCUUUCUCCUCCCCCAUCUUUAACACGGCUAUGAGACCUCUAAUUAUGCAAGGAUUCAAGUAGCUUUUCACAAAACACAGUGUUGUCCUUUAGAGUUGGAGAGCGCUCCACGAGCUAAAAGGACAGGAUGUGUGCGUGUAGGUUGAGCAAAUUCAAUUUGUUUGAUUAGUUCUCUGCAUCUGCUUCAAUUUUCAUUUAAAUUGUGAAUCUUAAAUCAAGAUCAUGUCUUUUUGUAAGAUGUUUUGUCCACAUAAGCCUCUUUAAAUGCUAAGUAUUCAAUAUUGAAGCAUGCACCUACAAGUGUAACGUAUUUGCUGAUUUAAAAAGAUGGAUUCUCAGUUGUUUGAAAUAUAAUCUGUCAUUGAAGCCAUGCAUGU